Messenger RNA from Styela clava, 1656 nucleotides. Its product is annotated as ribosome biogenesis protein NSA2 homolog. Lineage: Eukaryota; Metazoa; Chordata; Ascidiacea; Stolidobranchia; Styelidae. The record is from RefSeq and is a predicted model, not a curated record.
AAAACGAACCUAUUUUUCAGAAAUUAUUUUAAACUCAAUAAUUUGACUCCAAUCACCACAGCAAAAUGCCACAGAACGAACAUAUUGAGCUUCAUCGGAAGCGACAUGGUUAUCGUCUCGACUAUCAUGAAAGAAAACGAAAGAAGGAAGGGAGGGAAGCUCACACACGAGCGAUUAAAGCAAAGAAACUGAUUGGACUGAAAGCGAAGAUGUACAACAAACAGAGACGCAAUGAAAAAAUAAUGAUGAAAAAGACGAUCAAAAUGCAUGAAAAACGGGACACUAAGCAGAAAGAUGAUGAGAAGACACCAGAGGGAGCUAUUCCUGCUUAUCUGCUCGACAGAGAGAGCCAAAGUCGUGGAAAAGUUUUAUCUAACAUGAUUAAGCAAAAACGUAAAGAAAAAGCGGGAAAAUGGUCUGUUCCGCUUCCAAAAGUACGAGCCCAGAGCGAAGCUGAAGUUUUCAGAACAAUUACAACAGGGAAAAGAAAAAAAAAAGCAUGGAAGCGGAUGUGCACGAAAGUUUGCUACGUUCCUGAUAACUUUACGAGAAAACCACCGAAAUAUGAGAGAUUCAUCAGACCAAUGGCGCUUAGGUUCAAAAAAGCACAUGUCACUCAUCCUGAGCUGAAGGCUACAUUUUGUUUACCAGUCAUCGGAGUAAAAAAGAAUCCGUCAUCUGCUAUGUACACAUCUCUUGGAGUAAUCACAAAAGGAACAGUCAUAGAAGUUAAUGUGAGCGAACUGGGAUUGGUAACACAAGGGGGGAAAGUAAUCUGGGGAAAAUACGCCCAGGUGACAAAUAAUCCCGAAAACGAUGGCUGCAUAAACGCAGUAUUACUGGUCUAGAUAUUGUCGUAAAGAAAAAAAAAUUAUCCUUGGUGUGGUAUGUGGGAUAAUCAUCGAAUAAAAUCAUACUCCAAUACGACAGUCAAAUCCAGAAGCCUUUUUUCAGGAAAGGUCAUUUAAGUAGCAGUUGGGACCAAUUAUCCAGCCUUUUUACUGACUCUUCAAUUUUGCUGGCAGAUUUUUUGUUUUUUGAUCAAAACCUCUAGCCAGCAAAAAGUGUAGAGACAUACUUUGGGUGAUUACUGCUAAUCCUCAUUCUGUUGCUGGGAUUUUUUCGAAUUCUUCUAUCUCAGCUAAAUUUUGAUCUGUUUUGUUGUUUCAUUUACAUGUUCCUUGUUCUACAAUCAGUGGAAUAUUAUUUUUGAAUGUGUAUAUAUAUUGUAUGUGAUCGUACAUAAAAAUCGACCCCCUUAAAAGGUGAAUUUAUAAAAAUUCACAUAUAAGUUGACCCUACAUAUCAUAACACGCUGUACCUCCUGCGACAGCAAAUUCGAGUUGUAGCUGUUGGAAUUAAGUUAGCAUAAUGUGAAUUCGUUUGAGUGCACAUAUAGGAGUGCGCAGAGUUAUGUGCAUAUAAGCCCACCUUUUUAGUUUGGCAAAUAUUUUGUUUUGAGUUUUGAACUCAGCUUAUAUCAAGGGUAUUCGCCAAGUUUAUUCACAGUUUUUUUGAAGUCAAAUUGAAUUAUUUUCUGUUACCAUUCUGCCAAAUUUUUGUGAGAUAUUUCAAAACUCAAUACUUUUUUUGACUGACUUUUCAGUAAUGUUGCCUUAACAUUAUCAAUUGCAAUCUGCUUUCCUUUAAAUUAGA